AUGGACGCCUACAGUUUGAAGAAGGACAAUAGGAAGAAGUUCCAGGAUAAACAAAAGUUAAAGAAUAAACAUUCCACACCUAGUGAUCGUAAAUACAAGGCAGUGAAAAAAGCUGAAGAAGACAAAGCUGCUGAGGAAUUAAAAGAAAAGGAAGAAGUACCAUUACCAAGCAAUUCAGAUCGAUAUAACGAAGAUGUAUAUCUAGCAUAUGAUGGUAUGAAUGAUGACGUUAUAACUAAUCAAGCAACCAAGACCUUGAAGAAAAUUCUUCAAGAGCGUUCUGAUAAAUCUGUCUAUGGGGAACCAGGAUCUGAAGAUAUGUUGAAAAAAGAGCAGUUAACAAGCAAAGACUUGAGAUCAAUGGAUAUCGACCAACUAAAUUCAUUGUUGAAGAAAACAACAGUGAAUUCAAAUAGUCCAAGUUCGACAAUUGGCAAGGACAAAUCUGUAGAAAUCGAACCCCAAGAACCCAAUUUUAACGCUAGAGACACCGGGAAGAAAUUACAACAACCUUCAAAGGAAAAGUUACCUUCUAUACUACCCAAUGCCCUCAAUGAAGAUGAAGGUUUCCUCGACAGUUUGAUAUAA
Molecule: messenger RNA, 588 nt
Organism: Vanderwaltozyma polyspora DSM 70294
Lineage: Eukaryota; Fungi; Ascomycota; Saccharomycetes; Saccharomycetales; Saccharomycetaceae
Exons: 1
Coding region: 1-588 (195 amino acids)
Source: RefSeq, a predicted model, not a curated record